Molecule: messenger RNA, 2663 nt
Organism: Phoenix dactylifera (date palm)
Lineage: Eukaryota; Viridiplantae; Streptophyta; Magnoliopsida; Arecales; Arecaceae
Biological process (GO): cell surface receptor signaling pathway
Molecular function (GO): protein binding
Source: RefSeq, a predicted model, not a curated record
CAUUCACGCGUGAUCCAUACGAUUUUUGGAAUAAAUGAGAGCUGCCCUUCCCAUUAAUACUACAUCUAGGUAAGUGGCACCCACCUGGAGCUGGUGGAAGUCGGGACCGUCGUGAACUGGAGUGAAGCUGUCUUUCCCCUGCCCCGGCCGUAAUCGCCGAAGAGGAGAAGAUCGCAUUCAAGCUUCUCCAAGAAGACCCCAAAUCGAGAAAUAUCUAUCUCGCCGUAUUCUGCAGAGAAAAAGGUCCAGGAUCGAGGUCCUCGAUUCAGUCCCACGCCGGCGGAUCGAUCGGAGGAAAAGGAGAAGGAAAGGAAGGGAGUCGGGAGCAACAGGUGGUGGUGAGGGAUUUAGGACGGGGGAAGGUGGAGGAGGGAUGAUGGGGGACGGGGUGAAGCAGAUCCUGGCGAAGCCGAUCCAGCUGGCGGACCAGGUGACCAAGCUGGCCGGCGACGCGCACACCAGCCGGCAGGAGUGCCUGGAGCUCAAGGCCAAGACCGAAAAGCUGGCGGCGCUCCUCCGGCAGGCGGCGCGGGCGGAGCUUUACGAGCGCCCCGCCACCCGCAUCAUGCAGGACACCGAGCUGGUCCUGGGGAAAGCGCUGGGCCUGGCGUGCAAGUGCCGCGCCCACGGCCUGAUGCGCCGCGUCUUCACCAUCAUCCCCGCCACCGCCUUCGCCAAGAUGUCCACCCAGCUCGACAACUCCAUCGCCGACGUCUCGUGGCUGCUUCGCAUCUCCACCGCGGGGGCCGACGACGACCAGUUCCUGGGGCUGCCCCCCAUCGCCCAGAACGAGCCCAUCCUCUUCCUCAUCUGGGACCACAUCUCCAACCUCCACACCGGCUCCGUCGACGUCCGCUCCGACUCCGCCGCCGCGCUCGCCUCCCUAGCCCGCGACAACCUCCACUACGCCAAGCUCAUUAUCGAGGAGGACGGCGUGGGGGCCCUUCUCCGCCUCGUCAAGGAGGGCAACGUCGACGGCCAGGAGAACGCCGCCCGCGCCCUCGGCUUCCUCGGUCGCGAUUGGGAGAGCGUCGAUCGGAUGCUCAACGCCGGCGUCUGCACCGUCCUUACCAAGCUCCUGAAGGACGGGGGCCCCAUGCGCGCCCAGGCGGCCGCCGCCUGGGCCGUCGCCGAGCUCGCCGGCAACCACUUCGCCUGCCAGGAACUCUUCGCCCAGAACAACGUCAUCCGACUCCUCGUCGGCCACCUCGCCUUCGAGACCGUCCAGGAGCACAGCAAGUACUCCAUCAUCCCCGCCUCCAAGGCCAUGUCCAUCCACUCCGUCGUCGUCGCCACCACUGCGAACAAACCCGGUUUCGAUGACGACAGAAGCAGCAGCAGCAGCGGCGGCCAAUUCCGGCAUCAUCCCAAUGCGCUGUCCCAAAUCCAUUCCGUGAUCGAAUCCACCAUGGCCUCCGCCAAAAGCUCCAAAGCCGCCGCCGCCGCCGCCACGGCAACCAACGGCGCCGUGCCCCCCUCGAAGCCCAUCCUCUCCUCCGGAUUCGGAACCAAGGGGAGGGAUUCGGAGGACCCGGCCACCAAAGCCGAGAUGAAGGCGAUGGCGGCCAAGGCGCUGUGGCAGCUGGCCAAGAACAACCUGGCCAUCUGCAAGAGCAUCACGGAGUCCCGCGCCCUCCUCUGCUUCGCCGUCCUCCUCGAGAAGGGCUCCGGAGAGGUCCGCUACAACUCCACCAUGGCCCUCAUGGAGAUCGCCCGCGUCGCCGAGGACAACCCCGACCUCCGCCGCUCCGCUUUCAAGCCGACCUCUCCCGCCGCCAAGGCGGUGGUCGACCAGCUCCUCCGGAUCGUCGACAAGGGCGUCUUGGACGAGCUUCUGAUUCCCAGCAUCACCGCGCUGGGGUGCCUGUCGAGGACCUUCCGGGCGACGGAGACGAGGAUCAUCGGCCCACUGGUGCGGCUGCUCGACGAGAGGGAAGCCAUCGUGUCGAGGGAAUCGGUGCUCGCGCUUACCAAAUUUGCCUCCACGGAUAACUUCCUCCGCGUCGAGCAUUCCAAGGCCAUCAUCGAAGCCGGAGGGGCCAAGCACCUGGUCCAGCUCGUGUAUCUCGGGGAACAAUUACAGAUCGAGGCCUUGAUCCUGCUGUGCCACAUUGCCCUCAACGUUCCCGACAGCGAGGAUCUCGCCCAGGCCGGAGUCCCCGCGGUGCUCGCCUGGGCCUCCAAGCAGGGCCACAUGGUGCAGGACUUCAGGGUCGAUUCCUUGCUGCCGACGGCCAAAGCCAAGAUGGAGCUCUAUCAGUCAAGAGGAUCCAGAUGACAAAAUCACCAUUACUAAUCCAGUGCGAGCUUUCUUCUUCUUGGCCAUCCAAACCUACCAGAGUGCAUGUACAUCAUUUUUUUCUCAUCACAUUCUUGCUAUGGUCUCAAGUAAUCAUGGACACCUAUACUGUGAUUAGGCUGGCUCUCGUAGGGAUGAUGAUGUCUUUGUUUUUCUUUCUUUUAGGCCCCCCCAAUUUAAGGAGUUUUGUAAGCUGGGUAUAUGGAGUGGAUUUGUGUGCUUCUAAUGUUCUCUUAUUUGUUAUAAAUUUUUGUAUGUUAAGUGAACAAUUUUUAUAAAAGCCACCCAUGACUCUCUUUUGGUGGUCGCUUGCAUAAUCAUGCAAGAUGGUAAACUGAUGCUCUACUGAUGCAUAUCAGUUAAA